This is a messenger RNA of Lacerta agilis (Sand lizard), 2710 nucleotides long. Its product is annotated as zinc finger protein 850-like. The annotation marks the transcript as partial. The transcript has 6 exons. The record is from RefSeq and is a predicted model, not a curated record. NCBI's taxonomy places the organism in Eukaryota, Metazoa, Chordata, Lepidosauria, Squamata, Lacertidae.
UGAUAGUGGUCCGGAAGGACCCUGCAGCUUGUUUUGGCUCCUUGACUCCUCAGGAAGGAUGAAAGAGACAGAUCCUGCAAAGGUAGCGAGGAUGGAAGGGGGAAGACGGACGGUGGACCUGGUCAGGUUGUCUCCUGCAUCCCUCCCCACAACCUCUGAGCAUCCGCUCCCAGGGACCUCGGAGAGAUCUGGUGAAUCCCAGGGGAGUGGAGAUGGGGACGUGGAGGGAUGGAGCUGGAAAGAUGGUGAUGAACUGGAAGGGAAGAACAAGGGGGACCACAACAGAAUCCACAUAGUGGAGAAGUCAUAUAAACAUUUGGAAUGUGAAGAGAACAUUCAUCAGAACUCCCAGUCCAUCUCCCAUCAACGAAAGAGCUGCAUUCGAAGGAAUAGCCUCACUUCACACAAAACAACACAGAGUAGGGAGAAAUUGUAUCAGUGCAGAGAAUGUAGAAAGAGCUUCAGUCGGAAGUAUUCUCUCACUUUGCAUGUAAGAAUUCAUACAGGGGAGACACCCUAUCAGUGCUUGGAAUGUGGAAAGAGCUUCAGUCAAAGGUCCACGCUCACUUCCCAUCAAAGAAUUCAUACUGGGGAGAAACCCUAUGAGUGCUUGGAAUGUGGGAAGAGCUUCAGUAAAAACGCCAGUCUCACUUUGCAUCAAAGAAUUCAUUCAGGGGAGAAACCCUAUCAGUGCUUGGAAUGUGGAAAGAGCUUCAGUCAACGCACCUAUCUUACUUCCCAUCAUAUAAUUCAUUCAGGGGAUAAACCCUAUCAUUGCUUGGAAUGUGGAAAGAGCUUCAAAUGGAAGGGUCAACUCACUUCCCAUCACAGAAUUCAUUCAGGGGAGAAACCCUAUCAUUGCUUAGAAUGUGGAAAGAGCUUCAAAUGGAAGGGUGAACUCACUUCCCAUCACAGAAUUCAUUCAGGGGAUAAACCAUAUCAAUGCCUAGAAUGUGGAAAGAGCUUCAGUCAGAGGGGCAAUCUCAUGUCCCAUCAAAGAACUCAUACAGGGGAGAAACCAUAUCAGUGUUUGGAAUGUGGAAAAAGCUUCCAGGAUGGGUUUAAACUCACAAGCCAUCAAAGAAUUCAUACAGGGGAGAAACCUUUUGAAUGCCACAUGUGUGGAAAGAGCUUUAGUCACAGCCACCAUCUUAGUUACCAUCAAAGAAUUCAUACAGGGGAGACACCCUAUCAGUGCUUGGAAUGUGGAAAGAGCUUCAGUCAAAGGUCCACGCUCACUUCCCAUCAAAGAAUUCAUACUGGGGAGAAACCCUAUGAGUGCUUGGAAUGUGGGAAGAGCUUCAGUAAAAACGCCAGUCUCACUUUGCAUCAAAGAAUUCAUUCAGGGGAGAAACCCUAUCAGUGCUUUGAAUGUGGAAAGAGCUUCACUAGUAGCUCCAAUCUCACUUCCCAUCACAGAAUUCAUACAGGGGAGAAACCCUAUCAAUGCUUUGAAUGUGGGAAGAGCUUCAGUCAAAGGAGUGACCUCACUUUGCAUAGAAGAGUCCAUACAGGGGAGAAACCCUAUCAGUGCCUGGAAUGUGGGAAGAGCUUCAGUCAAAGUGCCACGCUCUCUUCUCAUCAAAGAAUUCAUACAGGGGAGAAACCCUAUCAGUGCUUUGAAUGCGGAAAGAGCUUCACUAAUAGCUCCCAUCUCACUUCCCAUCAAAGAGUUCAUACAGGGGAGAAACCCUAUCAGUGCUUGGAAUGUGGAAAGAGCUUCAGUCAGAGUACAACACUCAAUUCCCAUCAAAGAAUUCAUACAGGGGAGAAACCCUAUCAGUGCUUGGAAUGUGGGAAGAGCUUUCGUCAGAAAGGUGAUCUCGCUUUGCAUAGAAGAGUCCAUACAGGGGAGAAACCCUAUCAGUGCCUUGAAUGUGGGAAGAGCUUCAGUCUCGGGCACAGUCUCACUAUGCACCAAAGAACUCAUACAGGAGAGAAACCCUAUCAGUGCUUUGAAUGUGGAAAGAGCUUCCUGGAGAGGUCCAAGCUCACUUCUCAUCAAAGAACUCAUACAGGGGAGAAACCCUAUCAGUGCUUCGAAUGUGGAAAGAGUUUCAGGCGGAAGGACACUCUCAUUACACAUCAAAAACUUCAUAAAGGGCAGAAACCCUAUCACUGCCUGGAAUGUGGAAAAAGUUUCAGUCAGAUGGUGAAUCUCACUUCCCAUCAAAGCAUUCAUACAGGGGAGAAACCCUAUCAGUGCUUGGAAUGUGGGAAGAGCUUUCGUCUGAGUGGUGAUCUUACUUCCCAUCAAAGAAUUCAUACAGGAGAGAAACCCUAUCAGUGCUUGCAAUGUGGGAAGAGCUUCAGUCAGAGGCAUAGUCUCACUUCCCAUCAAAGAAUUCAUACAGGAGAGAAACCCUAUCAAUGCUUUGAAUGCGGGAAGAGCUUCCGGGAGGGGACCAAGCUCACUUUGCAUAAAAGAAUUCAUACAGGGGAGAAACCCUAUCAGUGCUUUGAAUGCGGGAAGAGCUUCCGGGAGAGCACCAAGCUCACUUUGCAUCAAAGAACUCAUACAGGGGAGAAACCCUAUCAGUGCUUCGAAUGCGGGAAGAGCUUCAGUCACAAUUCCUAUCUCACUUCCCAUCAAAGAAUUCAUACAGGGGAGAAACCCUAUCAGUGCUUGGAAUGUGGAAAGAGCUUUAGUUUCAGGGACGGUCUCACUUCCCAUCAAAGAAUUCAUACAGGGGAGAAACCCUAUCAGUGC